This is a messenger RNA of Salvia hispanica, 2207 nucleotides long. RefSeq names its product Tetratricopeptide repeat (TPR)-like superfamily protein. Gene Ontology annotation, molecular function: protein binding. The record is from RefSeq and is a predicted model, not a curated record. NCBI's taxonomy places the organism in Eukaryota, Viridiplantae, Streptophyta, Magnoliopsida, Lamiales, Lamiaceae.
GUUCAAGAAUCAAAUAAAAAACGAUAGGCAUAAACCUCAGUAGCAAUUCUCUCUCCUAAAAUCUUCCACCAUGAGAAGAGCUUCAUUCAAGCUCCUUUCUCAUAUCCGGAAACCGCAUCCCAGAAUCCCAAUUUCUCUAUCUACCAGAGAAUUCUCCGCCCCCUCUCUCAGUUCCCCGCCAAAACCCCUUCUUGAAUCCUCCCCCGCCUCUCAGUCUUCACGCUUCUCCACCUCCAAUUCCAAUCGGUUUCCACCUCAUAAUCUCAGCGCGCAUGACCUCCUGAACCCCUUUUCCCAGGAUUCACCGCAGAUGUCGUCACGGCAGAGGAGAAUCAAGGAGAAAUCAGAGCUCGAGGAGGCGUUCGAGGCUGCCGAAUCGCUCGACGAAAUGCUCGCAGCGUUUAAGGAGAUGGAGGCCUCCUUUGACGAGAAGGAUUUAGCCUUGGCCUGCUUGAAAAUCGGCCUCAAACUCGACCGCGACGGCGAUGAUCCCGAAAAGACUCUGUCUUUCGCUCAAAGGGCUCUGAGAAUCUUCGAUGAGAAUGAGGCCGAUUCCAGGAAGAAAAUGUCGUUGCCAAUUGCGAUGACUUUGCAUCUGUUGGGCUCUUCUAGUUUUGGUUUGAAAAGGUUCAGUGAGAGUUUGGGGUAUUUGAGUAGGGCUAAUAGGGUUUUGAGUAAGCUUGAAGGGGAGAGCUCUUACAGUGCUGAUCAGGUUUUGCCGAUUCUGCACGCGGUCCGGUUUGAAUUGUUUAAUGUUAAGACGGCGAUGGGGAGGAGGGAAGAGGCCAUUCUUGAUCUGAGGAAGGCUUUGGAGAUUAAGGAGAUGAUUUUUGAUGAAGAUAGUAAGGAGCUUGGUAAUGCUAAUAGGGAUGUUGCAGAGGCCUAUGUUGCGGUUCUGAAUUUCAAAGAGGCGUUGCCGUUUUGUGAGAAGGCUGUGGAGAUUCACAAGGCGCAUUUUGGUAAUAACUCGGUGGAGGUGGCUUACGAUAGGAGGGUUCUUGGAGUGAUCUACACUGGGUUAGAAGAGCAUGAUAGAGCUUUGGAACAGAAUCAGCUCUCGCGGAAGGUGUUGAAGAAAUGGGGCCGUAGUGCUGAUUUGCUUCGCGCAGAGAUUGAUGCUGCUAAUAUGCAGAUUGCUUUAGGGAGAUAUGAGGAAGCUAUUAAUACUUUGAAGGGCGUUGUGCAACAGACUGAGCAAGAGAGUGAGGAACGCGCAAUGGUGUUUACUUCCAUGGCCAAAGCUCUGUGUAAUCAGGAGAAGUUUCUGGAUGCAAAGAAAUGUCUGGAGAUUGCUUGUGGAAUUCUUGAGAAGAAAGAGAGAAGCUCACCUCUUGCAGUUGUGGAAGCGUAUAUGGAGAUCACAACACAAUACGAGACAAUGAAUGAAUUUGAAACUGCAAUAUCAUUGUUGACGAAGGCGUUGGCAAUGUUAGAGAAGCUUCCUCAGGAGCAGCACUCCGUGGGAAGUGUUUCUGCGAGGAUUGGUUGGCUUCUCCUGUUAACAGGGAAGGUGGAAGAAGCAAUCCCAUAUCUGGAAGAUGCUGCAGAAAGGUUGAAAGAGAGUUUUGGCUCGAAGCACUUUAGCGUGGGUUAUGUUUAUAACAACUUGGGGGCAGCUUACAUGGAGUUAGAUAGGCCGCAGUCAGCUGCCCAGACUUUCGCAUAUGCAAAAGAGAUCAUGGAUGUCUCCCUUGGGCCACAUCAUGCUGAUUCAAUAGAAGCAUGUCAGAAUCUUUCAAAAGCAUAUGCGGCUAUGGGAAGUUACCCGCUAGCCAUGAACUUUCAGGAGAAAGUAGUUGAAGGUUGGGAGGGACACGGGCCAAGUGCAGAAGACGAACUGAAAGAAGCUAUUGAAGUACUGGAGCAAUUAAAGCUGAAAGCUAGUACUCUAGUCUCUGAAACGCUUAUGAGUGCAUUGCCUCAUCCAGAUGAGAAUGGAGACGGCUCUCUGGAGAAUUCACGUUCUGCUAUUUCGGCUAUAAAGAGGUAACACCAUGGAGCAAAUAUUUUGUUGCACAAUGAAGGUGUUGGAGCAGCUGCGAUGUUCACCUCUUUCAUCUCAACACGAACAUGCUAUCUCUGUUCAUUUUACUGUUUAUUGUUGAUCAGUGUUUGUAGAGCUGAGCAGGAAUAUUCCAUUACGGUUUCUUUGUGAUGUAAGAUUUUAUGAAUACACAAUCAAUCCAAUAUGCUUCUAUUUACAGUCA